GUGUAGUAGGACUGCCAGAAUAAGAGUAUGUGCGCACCUUUUAUGGAGAUGGGACACAUCAGCAGGGCAGAGUAAGUGGAGGACAGGUACCCAUCCCUGUGGUGACCACAACAAAUAGAAGGCCUUCGCCUUCACCGCACGUGUCUCAUUUCGGCAGCCGCGAAUCGUCUCGUGCCUGCCCUCAAAAGCUUUCCCUCUCUACUCUCUCCACCACCUAUGACACCAAACACCAACACCUUUCGCAACAAUCACAACAAUCACAACAAUCACAACAAUCACAACAAUCACAACAAUCACAACAAUCACAACAAUCACAACAAUCACAACAAUCACAACAGUCACAACAAUCACAACAGUCACAACAAUCACAACAGUCACAACAAUCACAACGCCGAUAAGCCAACACCAUGUUGCUCACUUCUCUUACCAAGCUCGUCCCUCUUAUCUCCCUCGCAGUGACAGUCACUGCCAUCCCAGCCCGACCUUCAGCCCUCGACAACGCCGUUGUCCGUGACUGCGAAUCCGACUUCGCGCGCUGCACGCGCCUGCGAAUAAGUCUCGACUACUGCCGCGCGCUUAUGUGCAACUCUUACAACAGCGAGUGUAAGCCAUGCCAGGCUGACGCCUUCCCUGGCGUCACCGACCACACCGUCACUCAGCUCACCAACGACAACACCGCUGUCGAAGUGCAGGUCUUGGACAGCCGUGCAGGUGCGAAGCCUCCCAAAAAUUAUUGCAUCGUCAUCUGCACGCACGCCUACUGCGGUCUCCUCUGCACAAACCCCAGCCGCCCACCCUCUGCCGUAGUCGACGACGCCGAGGUCGCCACUAACAUUGACACUGCAGACCUCUUGGACCUCACUGACGCGCAGCCUGACAAGCUCGGCGUGCCCCUCAAAGAGGGUAUGACCACCGUCAUCACUACCGUGGGCACGAAGGACAACAAGCGCGAGAAGGACUGCAUGUGGGUCUGCAGCGGCAAGGUCAACUGUCGCCAGGUCUGCUGGGCCACGAGCGAUGUCAAGGGCGCACUCAUCGAGGACAUCGGUUCUCUGCCCGAAGGCGAGGCUGUCGAUGGCAUGGGCGACUGCGAGGUCGUGGACAAGGGCGGUGUGGGUCCACUCAUGGUCUGCCAGGUUCCUGAGGUCGCUGGCGGCGACGCGCUCGCUGCUGGCGACGUGGACCCUAACCAUUGCUUGAUCGUCUGGAUGAGAGGCAUGCCGCAGAUUACCUGCCAUCAGGUGUAG
Didymella exigua CBS 183.55 is the source of this 1247-nucleotide messenger RNA. RefSeq lists its product as uncharacterized. The transcript has 2 exons. The record is from RefSeq and is a predicted model, not a curated record. The coding region runs from base 408 to 1247 and encodes 279 amino acids. Lineage: Eukaryota; Fungi; Ascomycota; Dothideomycetes; Pleosporales; Didymellaceae.